Messenger RNA from Seminavis robusta, 933 nucleotides. The record is from the annotation of a GenBank genome assembly. Lineage: Eukaryota; Bacillariophyta; Bacillariophyceae; Naviculales; Naviculaceae.
AUGUCGAGCGAAAAGUUGCCGCGCAUCGUGAAGAAACGGCCAAUUCCAAAAGGAAAGCAGCAACAAUCCACAUUGUUAGGUGGAACCAUGGCCAACAUCAGCAAUAUCAACAUCACCAAUACUGACCAGGAGGGAUACAUCGCUGAGUCAGUCCGGUACCAGAUUCUGAAGCACCACAAUGAUGCCUCCCCUGACUGGGUAACCGACAUGAUCCUCAGGAAGGAAGAUGAUCCCCCCAUCAAGAAAUUCGAGGAGGAUGGUUAUAUGAGCAUUCACGCCGAUCGAGAACCGCGUCUGAUUGUCAUGGACUCUUGGAAGAUCGAGCGCUCCUAUGGACGCUCCAGCAAUACGUUGAAAACAACUGUGUAUGAAAUGGUGCUGAUGGAUGGAUCUGAGACACUUAUCAAAGCCGUCACCAACAGUGGCCUGUCACUCCUGUUGAAGAAUACCGGUGUCAUAACUGGGUCAACUCUCAUUAUCAAAGACUUUGUAGUGCUCCACCACUCCACGGGAAAUGACUGUACGUUCAAGAAGUGUCUCCUUUUGAAGAACUUCUCCUGGAAGCUACCUCCCGAUCUACCAAUCAAGGAACCAGUUGGAGCCGGAAUUCAGCCCAUCGCUCGCAGACUCACAUAUGCCCGCCAGACCAAUGUUGUUGAUACUGAAGAGAAGACCCCACACUCCAUUUGUUAUGAUUUGACUGCCAUAAGCAACUGCCGUCGGAGUGGAGAGAUUGUCUUUACGCAGCCUGUUUUCUUGGAUGAGAGUAAUGUGCCAAGUCAAGACAAGUUAGUCAACGUUGGGCACGGGUAUCAAGAAUUCGCGUCUGGAGAAUGGAUCUUACAUAUGCCUACAAGAGGUGAAUGGAUUGAUUUUGUCAUGAUGGAAUGUCUUCCCAGCAAUCGGAAGUUGAAGAUCACUGUGAAUGCAUGA